UUGAUAAAAAUUAAGGUGUGUACAGGCAUAAUAUACCAAUUUUAAUAGUUCUAGUACUUUUCGGUUUUCUGGUGUCCUAGAUAUUCAAAAUCCUGCAGACAUUUACGUUUUAUUUGUUUUUUUUUCUCGAAUCGAUAGCUGCUAACAAUGGUGGACACGGGUUGUUUCUUCAAUAUUGAUGGAGGUUAUUUGGAAGGGUUGUGCCGUGGUUUCAAGUGUGGAAUACUUAGACAUGCUGAUUAUUUGAACCUUGAGCAAUGUGAAACCUUGGAUGAUCUUAAACUACAUCUGCAAUCCACUGACUACGGCCAGUUUUUGGCUAAUGAGCCCAGCCCAUUGGCAGUAUCCGUUAUUGAUGACAAGUUACGCGAGAAGCUUGUCAUUGAAUUUCAACAUAUGCGCAAUCAUGCGGUGGAACCACUAAGUACAUUCCUUGACUAUAUCACUUACAGUUAUAUGAUUGACAAUAUUAUAUUGUUAAUCACUGGAACCCUUCAUCAGCGUCCAAUAUCUGAAUUGAUACCAAAAUGCCAUCCAUUGGGCAGUUUUGAGCAAAUGGAAGCUAUACAUGUAGCUGCUACUCCAGCUGAGUUGUACAAUGCGGUGUUGGUUGACACACCAUUGGCUCCAUUUUUUGUAGAUUGUAUUAGUGAACAGGACCUUGAUGAAAUGAACAUUGAAAUUAUUCGUAACACUUUGUACAAAGCAUACUUGGAAUCAUUUUAUGAAUUUUGUAAAAAGCUUGGAGGAAUCACGGCUGACACUAUGUGCGAAAUAUUAUCAUUUGAAGCAGAUAGACGUGCAAUCAACAUCACUAUCAACUCUUUUGGCACAGAAUUGACUAAAGACGAUAGAGCUAAAUUGUAUCCAAGAUGUGGUAAACUUUAUCCAGAUGGAUUAGCAGCUCUUGCUAGGGCUGAUGAUUAUGAUCAGGUGAAAGCUGUAGCUGAAUACUUUGCAGAAUACAGUGCUUUGUUUGACGGUGCGGGUACUAAUCCAGGGGAAAAAACUCUUGAAGAUCGAUUUUUUGAACAUGAAGUUAAGUUAAAUGUUAACGCUUUCAUGCGCCAAUUUCAUUAUGGUGUGUUCUACUCGUAUUUGAAACUUAAAGAGCAAGAAUGUCGAAACGUUGUUUGGAUUUCUGAAUGUGUUUCGCAGAAGCACCGUGCUCGUAUGGAUAAUUACAUUCCAAUCUUCAAGUAAUUAUUUUAUCUAUUUGAACAUCCAUAAUAUACAUGAUAUUUUAAAUUUAACAUAAAUGUCCCAUUAUUAUACAAUUUUAUGGUAUAACUUAGAUUGUUCAUUAGAUCAUAUAGAGUAUAUUAAUUCAUUUGUGUUAUUUAUCAUUCCAACGGUAUGAAUGUCUGGAGAAUUGUUGAUAGCUCGUCAAUGUAUUAUUAUGUUUUUUGUUUUUAUUAUAUUGUCAUAAAAAAAUAA
Molecule: messenger RNA, 1437 nt
Organism: Sipha flava (yellow sugarcane aphid)
Lineage: Eukaryota; Metazoa; Arthropoda; Insecta; Hemiptera; Aphididae
Gene: VhaAC39-1
Product: V-type proton ATPase subunit d
Exons: 3
Coding region: 148-1203 (351 amino acids)
Biological process (GO): vacuolar acidification; vacuolar transport; proton transmembrane transport
Cellular component (GO): proton-transporting V-type ATPase, V0 domain; plasma membrane proton-transporting V-type ATPase complex; early endosome
Molecular function (GO): proton-transporting ATPase activity, rotational mechanism
Source: RefSeq, a predicted model, not a curated record